This is a messenger RNA of Schistocerca serialis cubense, 1400 nucleotides long. RefSeq lists its product as uncharacterized. NCBI's taxonomy places the organism in Eukaryota, Metazoa, Arthropoda, Insecta, Orthoptera, Acrididae. The transcript is spliced from 4 exons. Gene Ontology annotation, cellular component: plasma membrane. The coding region runs from base 50 to 1132 and encodes 360 amino acids. Gene Ontology annotation, molecular function: odorant binding; olfactory receptor activity. The record is from RefSeq and is a predicted model, not a curated record. Gene Ontology annotation, biological process: sensory perception of smell; detection of chemical stimulus involved in sensory perception of smell.
CAACAGGUGUAAUUGUGCUUUUCCAGCAAUUCUUGAUUUUCUUACACCCAUGAGCUGGCAUUCGCAGCAGGACGAGCCACUAACGUGGCAGUACACGGCUGCCUCCAUUCUCAAGUUCGACGUGCGCAUUCUGCACGCCAUAGGCGUUUGGGCUCUGCCGGUGACGAGAGUUUAUCGAGCGUACACGGGCAUCAUCCUCGUUCUAGUCGUGGCGUACUCCGUCGAAGCCGUGAUCCACAUCAGGUUAGUGCGCUUCAAUCUCGACGAUAUCACGCUCGCCGUGUCCACGUACGCGGUGAUCGUCACCAGCGCGGGCAAACUUCUGUCCUUCCUCCACCACGAGCCCGGCUACUGGCGCCUGGUGCGGUGGCUGGACGCUCUAGUGGCCGACCAGAAGAAGUUCUGCGAGGAGCGACCUCCGCUGCAGGCGAUAUUCGACAGGGCCCAGAAGCGCGCCACUCGCUUCACGCACGCCCUGCGCAUAUACAACACUUCGCUGAUACUGGCCUGGGUGUUCAUACCGCUGAUGGCCCCGCCUGGACAGAGGCCGUUGCCAUUCCAGCAGCUCCCACUGUCGGAGACGGACGAUUUCCCGCUCUACAUCGCAUCCUAUUUGUUGCAGUCCGUCUGCAUGCUCUACAUGAGUUUGGUCAGCGGCAGUCUGGACGGCUUCUUCACGGCUGUCAUGAUCCACACGGCUGCGCAGUUUAGAAUUCUGGCCUGGCGCAUUGCUGAACUCCGACAGAAUAACGAGGGGCGAAAACAGCAGGCAAGAUCCGAUGUCUAUGAGAAAUCUCAAAAGGCUGCGGAGACUGACGACGUGUACGAAGAACUGCGUCUUUGCAUCCGAACUCACCAGGAAAUUACGAGCUUUGCCGCACACCUGGAAAGUGUGAUGAAAUCUAUUGCAGCUCUGCAAUUAGUUACUGGAGUGACCAACGGUUGCUUGAUGAUAUUCCCAACAGCAGCUAGCUCCGAGAGCGGCGCCGCGCUGCUCAAGUGCGUGGCCUGCGCGCCCACCAUCAGCGCUCAGGUCCUCAUCUACUGCCUUGGAGCUCACUCUGUACAGGAGCAGUUGCUGAACGCAGGAUACUCCUACUACGCGCUCUUGAAGAACUUCAACAGCCGCUAACAACACAACAUACCGCUGGCAAGAGUGGUGGGCAACACAGACACUGAACAAGAAAAAUCUCUCCUGGCUGACAACUCACCUGCAACUGAUGCUAAAUACGCAGCUACUGAUCCUUCCCGCACGAACAAUGAAUGAAGAUGAGGCCAGCUUCUGCUUCGGUGGCAGCUACCGUUCUCGCUGAUUUCAUCAACCCAAGAGACGAAAAGUGAUCCUUGCACGCUAGAUUAUCCGCCUUCGCUCUAAUACUAGUGGACUAGCAGUAGACUAA